This is a messenger RNA of Trypanosoma conorhini, 927 nucleotides long. RefSeq names its product miltefosine transporter beta subunit. The transcript has a single exon. The coding region runs from base 1 to 927 and encodes 308 amino acids. The record is from RefSeq and is a predicted model, not a curated record. NCBI's taxonomy places the organism in Eukaryota, Euglenozoa, Kinetoplastea, Trypanosomatida, Trypanosomatidae. Gene Ontology annotation, cellular component: endoplasmic reticulum; plasma membrane; Golgi apparatus.
AUGUCAAAUUCAACAGAGCAGUCAGUAAAGAAACCAGAAACGAACAAUCGAUUCGAGCGCUUUUAUUUGGGGCAAUAUCCUCGGCAUUCGAUAGGCCCUGUUUUUGUUACGCUGCUCGUGUUGGCCGUAGUAUUUAUACCCAUUGGUGUCGCUGUUAUUAAGGCAAGUGAUUCGGUAUUUGAGCUACGCAUCCGAUAUGACGAAACCAAUAAGUAUCAAUACCAAGUUGGCCCUGCUGAUCGGUAUCCGCACAAAUUUACGUUCAAUAAUUCCAACUUUUCUACGGGAGCCUAUGUUAAUAGAACUUUCUCUCUUUCGAAGAGUCUGGCUUCUCCUAUUUACCUGCAAUAUGAGCUUGUCGGAUUUUAUCAGAAUUAUCGGCGUUAUGCAUUUUCCCAAGAUCUGGCACAACGAGCAGGGGACACACAUUCUGUUUCCCAGGCAUGCAGGCCCUUUCGGCACCCUGGAGAGUAUCAGAAGCGGGAGGUUGUGGGCAUCUACUUUCCAUGUGGUGCAGUUGCUUGGAGUAUGUUUAAUGACUCACUAAACUUAUAUCAGUUACCCGAUGCAUCUAAAAGUAAUACUGCUUCUAAAGUUAUCGACGGAUCCAAACUGAUUUGUGCUGGAGGGGCAUUUGAUGCGAAGGGAAACAGUUUGAAUAAAAACAAUCUUUGCAUAAAAAAGGAAUUGCAUUACCUAGUGAUGUGCGGUUGUAUCACACCCCAAAGUUUAGUGAAGCCGAUGGCGCGGUUUGGAGGUUUGGUGGAGAUCCUACUGCACAUGAUCCAUACCAAAAAGAUGGAUAUUACUAUGAAGAACCCGGACAUCCGAUACCUUCAAUUGUUGAUGAGGAUUAUAUUGUGUGGUCCUCUUUAUCAUUUGUGGAGGAUUUCACCAAAAAAUACCGCAUUAUUACGACUGACUUAG